Molecule: messenger RNA, 4829 nt
Organism: Trichechus manatus latirostris (Florida manatee)
Lineage: Eukaryota; Metazoa; Chordata; Mammalia; Sirenia; Trichechidae
Gene: PTPN14
Product: protein tyrosine phosphatase non-receptor type 14
Exons: 18
Coding region: 146-3700 (1184 amino acids)
Biological process (GO): protein dephosphorylation; lymphangiogenesis
Cellular component (GO): cytoskeleton
Molecular function (GO): protein tyrosine phosphatase activity
Source: RefSeq, a predicted model, not a curated record
GGAGCGCCACACCGGGAAUGGCCACCUCUGUCCACACCUGGAGGAGCACGGUCGGUGGUGGACUCACCCAGUCACAAAGCUGCUGAGGACAGCUCAGGGACGCGUGUGCCGAGACGGGAAGGUGACGUCCGCGGGCCACAGAGCCAUGCCUUUCGGUCUGAAGCUCCGCCGGACGCGGCGCUACAAUGUCCUGAGCAAGAACUGCUUUGUCACCCGGAUCCGCCUGUUGGACAGCAAUGUUAUCGAGUGCACGCUGUCGGUGGAAAGCACGGGCCAGGAGUGCCUGGAGGCGGUGGCCCAGAGGCUGGAGCUGCAGGAGACACACUACUUUGGCCUCUGGUUUCUCAGCAAAAGCCAACAAGCACGAUGGGUGGAGCUGGAGAAACCUCUGAAGAAGCAUCUGGACAAAUUCGCUAACGAACCUCUGCUUUUCUUCGGAGUCAUGUUCUAUGUGCCAAAUGUGUCCUGGCUGCAGCAGGAGGCCACCAGAUACCAGUAUUACCUGCAAGUCAAAAAAGACGUGCUUGAAGGGCGACUGCGGUGUACGUUGGAACAGGUGAUUCGGCUAGCCGGCUUAGCUGUGCAAGCUGAUUUUGGAGAUUAUAAUCAGUUUGAUUCUCAAGAUUUCCUCAGAGAAUAUGUGUUAUUUCCUAUGGACUUGGCCCUGGAAGAGGCUGUUCUGGAGGAGCUGACUCAGAAGGUGGCUCAGGAACACAAAGCCCACAGUGGAAUCCUGCCAGCGGAAGCAGAACUCAUGUACAUCAAUGAAGUGGAACGUUUGGAUGGGUUUGGACAGGAAAGCUUCCCUGUGAAGGACAAUCAUGGAAACGGUGUGCACCUCGGUAUUUUCUUUAUGGGGAUUUUCGUGAGAAACAGAAUUGGAAGACAAGCAGUCAUAUACAGGUGGCAUGACGUCGGGAAUAUUACUCACAACAAGUCCACCAUUCUAGUGGAGUUCAUCAGCAAAGAAGAGACCGCCCUCUUUCACACGGACGAUAUCGAUAAUGCCAAAUAUAUUUCUCGGCUGUUUGCUACGCGGCACAAGUUUUACAAACAGAACAAAAUCUGCACUGAACAGUCAAACUCUCCACCACCCAUCAGACGCCAGCCCACCUGGAGCCGGUCCUCCCUGCCCCGGCAGCAGCCGUACAUCUUGCCGCCCAUGCACGUCCAGUGUGGGGAGCACUUCUCAGACACCCACACUUCACAAGACAGCAUUAUCCAUGGAAAUGAAGAAGCCUUUUACUGCAAUUCUCACAACAGCCUGGACUUGAACUACUUAAAUGGCACCGUUCCCAACGGCAGCGUCUGCAGCGUUCACAGCGUCAACUCCCUCAACUGCUCCCAGAGUUUCAUCCAGGCGUCUCCCGUGUCCUCCAACCUCAGCAUCCCGGGGAGUGACAUCAUGCGGGCUGACUACAUCCCCAGCCACCGGCACAGUGCCAUCAUCGUCCCGUCUUACAGGCCGACCCCUGAUUACGAGACAGUCGUGCGGCAGAUGAAGAGGGGUGUUGUGCACACGGACAGCCAGAGCCAGUCUCUGAGGAACCUCAACAUCAUCAACACCCACGCCUACAACCAGCCGGAGGAGCUGGUGUACAGCCAACCCGAGAUGCGAGAGAGGCACCCCUACACUGUCCCUUACGGGCUGCAGGGGGGCUACGGUAACAAACUGGUCAGUCCGUCUGACCACAUGAGCCCAAAGAACCACAUGGCGCCGAGCAAGCCCGGGGUGAGCGCCAUCUCACACACGGUGAGCACCCCAGAGUUGGCCAACAUGCGGCUCCAAAGCAACCAGAACUACAGCACAGCCCACAUGCUCAAGAACUAUCUCUUCAGGCCCCCGCCCCCCUACCCACGCCCCCGCCCAGCCACCAGCACCCCGGACCUGGCCAGCCACCGCCACAGGUACGUCAGUGGCAGCAGCCCGGACCUGGUGACACGGAAGGUGCAGCUGUCCGUGAAGACCUUCCAGGAGGACAGCUCCCCUGUGGUGCAUCAGUCUCUGCAGGAGGUCAGCGAGCCCCUCACGGCCACCAAGCACCACGUGAACAAGCGCCACAGCCUGGAGGUGAUGAACAGCAUGGUUCGGGGCAUGGAGGCCAUGACGCUCAAGUCACUCAACAUCCCCAUGGCUCGCUGCAACACGCUCCGGGAGCAGGGGCCGCCGGAGGAGGUGCCGGGGGGCCCCGAGGUGCACCAGCUUCCCCAGUAUCACCACAAGAAGACCUUCUCCAAUGCCACGAUGCUGAUCCACAGCAGCGAGAGCGAGGAGGAGGAGGAAGCUCCGGAGUCCGUAGCGCAGAUCCCCGUGGUCCGCGAGAAGGUGGAGUACAGCGCACAGCUGCAAGCAGCCUUGGCUCGCAUCCCGAACAAGCCCCCGCCCGAGUACCCCGGCCCGAGGAAGAGUGUUAGCAAUGGGGCACUGAGGCAAGACCAGGUUAGCCUUCCUUCUGCCAUCGCCAGAGCCAGGGUGCUGCGGCACGGGCCCGCCAAGGCCGUCAGUGUCUCCCGCCCAGACCAGCUGGCCGUCAACGGGGCCUCCCUCGGCCCCUCCAUCUCAGAACCCGACCUGACAAGCGUGAAGGAGCGGGUCAAAAAAGAGCCUGUGAAGGAGAGACCUGUGUCUGAGAUGUUCUCCCUGGAGGACAGCAUUAUAGAGAGAGAGAUGAUGAUCAGGAAUCUGGAGAAGCAGAAGAUGGCAGGCCUGGAGGCGCAGAAAAGGCCCCUGAUGUUGGCAGCGCUCAACGGGCUCUCGGCUGCUCGGGUCUCAGGGCGGGAGGAGAGUCGGAUUGAUACCACACGAGUUCACAUAGACGAGAGGUUCAGAACCCUGAAGAAGAAGCUGGAAGAAGGAAUGGUGUUCACAGAAUAUGAGCAGAUCCCAAAGAAAAAGGCUGAUGGCAUUUUCAGCACAGCAGCUCUCCCAGAAAACGCUGAGCGCAACCGAAUCCGAGAAGUAGUCCCCUAUGAGGAGAAUCGAGUUGAGCUGAUACCAACCAAGGAAAAUAACACUGGUUACAUUAACGCCUCCCACAUCGAGGUGGUGGUCGGUGGGGCCGAGUGGCACUACGUUGCCACGCAGGGGCCCCUGCCACACACGUGCCAUGACUUCUGGCAGAUGGUGUGGGAGCAGGGAGCAAACGUGAUCGCCAUGGUCACUACAGAGGAGGAGGGCGGACGAACCAAGAGCCACCGAUACUGGCCCAAGCUGGGCUCCAAGCACAGCUCAGCCACCUAUGGCAAGUUCAAGGUCAUCACAAAGUUCCGAACAGAUUCUGGUUGCUAUGCAACCACAGGUUUGAAGGUCAAGCACCUUUUGUCUGGGCAGGAAAGGACAGUGUGGCAUUUGCAAUAUACCGACUGGCCGGAUCACGGCUGCCCAGAGGACGUCCAAGGAUUCUUGUCCUACUUGGAAGAGAUCCAGUCGGUCCGUCGCCAUACCAACAGCAUGUUGGAAGGUACCAAGAACCGGCUUCCUCCCAUCGUGGUCCAUUGCAGUGCCGGGGUGGGCAGGACGGGCGUGGUCAUCCUCUCAGAACUGAUGAUCUACUGCCUGGAGCACAAUGAAAAGGUGGAAGUCCCCAUGAUGUUGAGACUCCUCAGGGAGCAGAGGAUGUUCAUGGUCCAGACCAUCGCUCAGUACAAGUUUGUCUACCAGGUCCUCAUCCAGUUCCUCCAGAACUCCAGACUCAUUUAAUCCCCAUGAUCCACCUCCAUCUCACCAAUGGGGAGGCACCUCUAGACAACAUCUGCUCCCCAACAGGAUGCAGAUGGCUGGCAGCAGGCAGGCCGCAAGCUCUCCUAAGAUGGCAGGAUUCUUCACAGAUAGACAUCAUGUAUUAUUUUAUAUGAGAUAAUUUAUUUUUCCCCCUUUGGAAUAAUGUUUGUGAAUCAUUUUAAUGCAAUUUUCACAAUGUAAUACUUUUUCAUUUGAACCACAUGAUGACCGAUCUGCAUUGUAACACAUCAGUAGGGAAGAUUGCCCAGUGGGUUGUUCUGGGGACCGAGGCGUAAGGGGACACAUCUCUAGUGAAGUUGCAGCCAGAUUUGUAACCAGCCCUGAAAUCCAUCAGCUUAAUUACUCAUGUCCAAAUCAAAGAUGGCAAGAAAAUGAAUUCAUCCUGAAAUAUAAAGAAAAGGGUCAAGAUCCUUUUUGGAAGAAAAACACACGAUGCUCUUAUAUUUUCUGGCUUGGGAGUCUUGAUGGACAGUUGGUCUCCUCCCUCCUUCCUUUCUGCCCUCACCCUCAUUAGUCUCUCUCUGUUUCUCCUUCCAAGCUCGAGUUAAAGAUGGGAAGAGCCAGGGGAGCGCUCCCUUUCGGUGUAGUGAUUGCUCUCUUCCAGGAUGAAUGGGCAGCUCUAUGCUGUAUCUUAACCGACCACCCGUUAUCCUGGGCUCUGCAGCCUGUGUUCGCCUGCCGGGGACUCCACCCUGGACCUUUGCUGCUCCCCCUGUUCACUCUGAGAGCCCAGCCUGGUGGCCCUGAGUCCCUGCGCCAGGCCAUCUGUUCAGUUCGGCUCCUUGCCUGAUUGCGAGGGGAUAAUGGCCCGAGUGGGAAGAGAAAGGGGUCAGGCAGAGCCUUGCUAGUUGUUCUUAUGUAAAUAAGAUGUUUGUGCUGGCCGGGUGCCGGAAGGUUGGGGUGCUGGGCGCCUUCCCUGUUUCCAUCAUGUGCUCAGUCAUUGGGAAGGUUGUAAAGGGAACAGUUGGUGAAGCUGAUGGAUGGGGGCUGUUUGGCACUUAGGUGGCAGGGGCUCUGGCCAGGAGCCCCAUACAGUGAACCCCAGUGUGGUGGGGGUCUUCUCCGGGACCAUCUCCAAGCUCUGGCC